Messenger RNA from Chrysochloris asiatica (Cape golden mole), 4347 nucleotides. It is a transcript of the gene PDS5B, whose product is annotated as PDS5, regulator of cohesion maintenance, homolog B (S. cerevisiae). Lineage: Eukaryota; Metazoa; Chordata; Mammalia; Afrosoricida; Chrysochloridae. Gene Ontology annotation, cellular component: nucleus; chromatin. Gene Ontology annotation, biological process: mitotic sister chromatid cohesion; DNA repair. The record is from RefSeq and is a predicted model, not a curated record. The coding region runs from base 1 to 4347 and encodes 1448 amino acids. The transcript is spliced from 34 exons.
AUGGCUCAUUCAAAGUCGAGGACGAACGAUGGGAAGAUUACUUAUCCUCCCGGUGUCAAGGAAAUCUCCGACAAAAUUUCCAAAGAGGAGAUGGUGAGACGGCUGAAGAUGGUUGUGAAAACUUUCAUGGACAUGGACCAGGACUCUGAAGAAGAAAAGGAGCUUUAUCUAAACCUUGCCUUACAUCUGGCUUCAGACUUUUUUCUCAAACAUCCUGACAAAGAUGUCCGCUUACUCGUAGCCUGCUGCCUCGCUGAUAUUUUCAGGAUCUAUGCUCCUGAAGCGCCUUACACAUCCCCCGAUAAACUAAAGGACAUAUUUAUGUUUAUAACAAGGCAGUUGAAGGGACUAGAGGAUACAAAGAGUCCACAAUUCAAUAGGUAUUUUUAUUUACUCGAGAACAUUGCUUGGGUCAAGUCGUAUAACAUAUGCUUCGAGUUAGAAGACAGCAAUGAAAUUUUUACCCAGCUUUACAGAACGUUAUUUUCAGUUAUAAACAAUGGCCACAACCAGAAGGUCCACAUGCACAUGGUGGACCUCAUGAGCUCCAUCAUCUGUGAGGGGGACACGGUGUCGCAGGAGCUCCUGGACACGGUGCUGGUCAACCUCGUGCCUGCCCACAAGAAUUUAAACAAGCAAGCGUAUGACUUGGCGAAGGCUUUACUGAAGAGGACUGCGCAAGCUAUUGAACCUUACAUUACCAAUUUUUUUAACCAGGUCCUGAUGCUCGGGAAGACGUCUAUCAGCGACCUGUCAGAGCACGUCUUCGACCUGAUUCUGGAGCUUUACAACAUCGACAGCCAUCUGUUGCUCUCGGUUUUGCCCCAGCUUGAGUUUAAGCUGAAGAGCAAUGACAAUGAGGAACGUCUGCAAGUUGUGAAACUCCUGGCAAAAAUGUUUGGGGCAAAGGACUCGGAACUGGCGUCUCAGAACAAGCCUCUCUGGCAGUGCUACUUGGGCAGGUUUAAUGAUAUCCAUGUUCCAAUUCGCCUGGAAUGUGUGAAGUUUGCCAGCCAUUGCCUCAUGAACCAUCCAGAUUUGGCAAAGGACUUAACAGAGUACCUGAAGGUGCGGUCCCAUGACCCCGAGGAAGCCAUUCGACAUGACGUCAUUGUGUCCAUAGUCACUGCUGCCAAGAAGGAUAUUCUCCUGGUCAACGACCACUUACUCAACUUUGUGAGAGAGAGGACGCUAGACAAACGGUGGCGAGUGCGCAAAGAGGCCAUGAUGGGGCUUGCCCAGAUUUACAAGAAGUACGCCUUGCAGUCAGCCGCUGGGAAAGACGCGGCCAAACAGAUCGCGUGGGUCAAGGACAAGUUACUGCAUAUUUAUUAUCAAAAUAGUAUUGAUGAUCGGCUGCUAGUGGAACGCAUCUUUGCUCAGUACAUGGUUCCUCACAAUCUGGAGACCACGGAGCGGAUGAAGUGCCUGUAUUACCUCUAUGCCACGCUGGAUUUAAAUGCUGUGAAAGCAUUGAAUGAAAUGUGGAAGUGUCAAAAUCUGCUCCGACAUCAAGUAAAGGAUUUGCUUGACUUAAUUAAGCAACCCAAAACAGACGCCAGUGUCAAGGCCAUAUUUUCUAAAGUGAUGGUCAUUACAAGAAAUUUGCCAGAUCCUGGUAAGGCCCAGGACUUCAUGAAGAAAUUCACACAGGUGUUAGAAGACGAUGAGAAAAUAAGAAAACAGCUAGAGGGUCUUGUUAGUCCUACGUGUUCCUGCAAACAGGCUGAAGGCUGUGUGCGUGAAAUAACUAAGAAGCUGGGCAACCCCAAACAGCCCACGAACCCUUUCCUGGAGAUGAUCAAGUUCCUGUUGGAGCGGAUUGCACCUGUGCACAUAGACGCGGAAUCCAUCAGUGCUUUGAUUAAGCAAGUGAACAAAUCCAUUGACGGAACAGCAGACGAUGAAGAUGAGGGAGUGCCGACGGACCAGGCCAUCAGGGCGGGACUUGAGCUACUCAAGGUCCUCUCCUUCACACACCCGAUCUCCUUCCAUUCGGCGGAGACGUUCGAGUCUCUCCUGGCGUGUCUGAAAAUGGACGAUGAGAAAGUCGCAGAAGCCGCAUUACAAAUUUUCAAAAACACGGGCAGCAAAAUUGAAGAGGAUUUCCCACACAUCAGAUCCGCCUUGCUUCCUGUUUUACAUCACAAAUCUAAAAAAGGACCCCCACGGCAAGCCAAGUAUGCCGUCCAUUGUAUCCACGCCAUUUUCUCCAGCAAAGAGACCCAGUUCGCACAGAUAUUUGAGCCUCUGCAUAAGAGUCUCGAUCCAAGCAACCUGGAGCACCUCAUCACGCCACUGGUCACCAUGGGCCACAUCGCUCUCCUCGCCCCUGACCAGUUUGCUGCACCAUUGAAAUCUCUGGUAGCGACUUUCAUCGUGAAAGACCUUCUUAUGAAUGACCGGCUUCCAGGUAAAAAGACAACUAAACUUUGGGUUCCUGAUGAAGAGGUUUCUCCCGAGACAAUGGUCAAAAUCCAGGCGAUCAAGAUGAUGGUGCGCUGGCUGCUGGGGCUGAAGAACAACCAUAGCAAGUCGGGGACGUCGACUUUGAGGCUGCUCACGACCAUCCUGCACAGUGACGGAGACUUGACGGAGCAGGGCAGGAUCAGCAAACCGGACAUGUCCCGUCUGCGACUUGCUGCUGGCAGUGCCAUUGUGAAGCUGGCCCAAGAGCCCUGCUACCAUGAGAUCAUCACGUUGGAGCAGUACCAGCUGUGCGCGUUAGCCAUCAACGACGAGUGCUAUCAAGUCAGACAAGUGUUUGCCCAGAAGCUCCACAAAGGCCUCUCGCGAUUGCGGCUUCCGCUUGAAUACAUGGCUAUCUGCGCGCUCUGUGCCAAAGACCCCGUGAAGGAGCGGCGUGCACAUGCCAGGCAGUGUCUGGUGAAGAACAUCAAUGUCAGGCGCGAGUACCUGAAGCAGCAUGCAGCAGUGAGCGAAAAAUUACUCUCUCUUCUACCAGAGUAUGUGGUGCCAUAUACAAUUCACCUUUUGGCUCAUGACCCAGAUUACGUCAAAGUACAGGAUAUCGAACAACUGAAAGAUGUUAAAGAAUGUCUUUGGUUUGUUCUGGAAAUACUAAUGGCUAAAAACGAAAAUAACAGUCAUGCGUUUAUCCGAAAGAUGGUUGAAAAUAUCAAACAAACAAAAGAUGCCCAAGGACCAGAUGACACAAAGAUGAACGAAAAGCUGUACACAGUCUGUGACAUUGCCAUGAACAUCAUUGUGUCCAAGAGCACCACCUACAGCCUGGAGUCCCCCAAAGAUCCCGUUCUGCCCGCACGCUUCUUCACCCAGCCCGACAAGAACUUCAGUAACACCAAAAAUUACCUGCCUCCAGAAAUGAAAUCGUUCUUCACACCUGGAAAACCCAAAACACCCAACGUUCUUGGAGCUGUGAACAAGCCACUUUCAUCAGCAGGCAAGCAGUCUCAGACCAAGUCAUCACGGAUGGAGACUGUGAGCAAUGCCAGCAGCAGCUCCAACCCCAGCUCUCCUGGCCGAGUCAAAGGACGGCUCGACAGUUCUGAGAUGGACCACAGCGAGAACGAGGACUACACCAUGUCUUCUCCACUGCCGGGCAAGAAAGGCGACAAGAGAGAUGACUCUGAGCUUGGAAGGUCUGAACUGGAGAAGCCGAGAAGCCGGAAGAAGAUGCCUGUCGCCGACACGGAGGAGAAGCUGGGCAUGGAUGACUUGAGCAAACUGGUGCCGGAAGCGAAACCUAAAGGCGGCCAACGGGGCCGCAAGAGGGGCCUGGUGGCCUCUGAGUCGGACGAGCAGCCCUGGCCCGAGGAGAAGAGGCUCAAAGAAGACCUGCUGGAAAAUGAGGACGAGCAAAACAGCCCACCCAAGAAGGGCAAACGCGGACGGCCCCCGAAGCCGCUGGGCGCAGGUCUCCCCAAAGAAGAGCCGACAAUGAAACCUAAGAAAGGCAGCAAAAAAAAAGCAGGGCCCCCUGCCGCAGAGGACGAGGAGGAGGAGGACAGAGCAGGUGGGGGCACCGAGGCCAAGGCUAAGAGCAAGCAGCACCGGUCAGCCAGGAGGGCCCAGCACAGGGCAGAGUCUCCCGAAGCCAGUGCUGCCGAAUCGACCCCAUCCACACCGCAGAAAGCACGGGGUAGACCGUCAAAAACGCCAUCACCAUCACAGGCCCCCAGGAAUGUGCGUGUAGGACGCUCUAAACAAGCAGCGAUGAAAGAGAAUGACUCGAGUGAGGAAGUGGACCUGUUACAGGGGAGCUCUCCUGCCAAUGACGAGCCCACGCAGGAGGAGACCACGGAGGAGGGGGAGGUUUCCACGGUCAAUGUUCGACGAAGAAGCUCCAAAAGGGAGAGGCGAUGA